Molecule: messenger RNA, 3295 nt
Organism: Prinia subflava (tawny-flanked prinia)
Lineage: Eukaryota; Metazoa; Chordata; Aves; Passeriformes; Cisticolidae
Gene: SPINT4
Product: serine peptidase inhibitor, Kunitz type 4
Exons: 3
Coding region: 2843-3295 (150 amino acids)
Cellular component (GO): extracellular region
Molecular function (GO): serine-type endopeptidase inhibitor activity
Source: RefSeq, a predicted model, not a curated record
UGGGGAGACCAGCCGGGCCCAGAGGCAGCAGAGCCCCAGCAGCAGGAGCAGCGACAGCAGCCUCAUGGCAUGGAUGGGCAGCGUGGGGGCUGCCUCUCCGGGCACAGGCAGGGGUUUAAAUCCUCCUGGGGCAGAAGGUUUGUGCCUAUGACCUGGCCCAUGCCCCAGCACCUAACACGCUCCAUCUGAGCGUGAACCCUCCCAUCCCCUCCCUCCCUCAGGCAGCUGCUGCUGGACAAGCCUCGGGGGAGGCAGGAAGGUGCUGCUGCUUGGUGCUGGGCUCUAUGCAGCCUCAAGAGAGCUGCGCUGUGCUGCAAGACAAGAGCAGCCAGUGCAACUUCCCGCUGCAGCAGAUGGGUACGGGGCAGGCAGCAGCAAAGGGCAGGGGGAUCCCACUUAGGGCUGGCCUGGUGGAACUGUGGAGGAGGCUCCCCGGGCCAGGUGCUGUGGAGCAGCCCGUGGUGCCCUGGCAGCUCUCCGGGCAUUGUUCUGCCUCUGGGAACAAUCGCUGGUUCCUGAGGUACGUCCUGUGACCGGACACGGUCAAUAGCCCCACACUGCCAGCGGCCCCUCACCCCUGCAUCUCUUAGCCAGCCGCUGCCCAGCUGGGCCAACACCUGGAGACCAGGAAAAGUCCAGGGCCAUGGAGUCCUGAUGCUGGGGACAGGGGGUGGGGGACCUGCACGGGCACCAGGACCGCAGGGCUGGAGCAACCAGUCCCGUGUCCUUGCCGGAGGCAGAGUGGGUGCUCAAAUUCCCGUCUCACGGUGUUCAAGCUGCUUCUGCCCCUUCCGUGGGAUUGGCCACACUGGACACUGCAGUGUCGCAAGGACGGCACGGGAGCUGCCGGGGCUUUCCCUGACAGUCCCUUCCGGGAGCGCCUGUCCCCGGGAGAGGCGGGAGGGUUCACGCACUCUGCACGUGUGUGCGUGUGUGUGCGCACGUGGGAGCCAGGUGUGGACACGUGUGGGAGCCAGGUGUGGACACGUGUGUGUGCGUGUGCAGCCCAGCGAGCUCUGUGCGCUCCCGCUCUGCCCCCGGCACCGCUCCUGCCGUGCGCCCUGGCCUGGAACAUCAUCCCGGUGCCACGGCGCCGCCUCUGCCUCUGUCCCUGUCGGGUGCCGCAUUCCUGGGAGGUGCCGCAUUCCUGGGUGUUCCCUGGGUACCCCGGUCACGGCUUUCCCAGGUCUGGCUGGUGGCUCUCCCUUCACGGCUGCACCCUCUGCUUACCCUGCGGGUCCCUGCUGUCAGGGCAGGACAAGGGGGAACGACACAGGUCCUCCUCUGGGAGUGGUUUCCUGUCAUGUGAAACCUCAACAUCUACCUGGGGACAGCCCCCUCACUUCUCUGGGACCGUCCCUGCAUCCCCCCGGGCUGGCGUUGUCCCAGCCUGGCCAUGGUGUUACUGCCGGUGCACGGACAGGCGGGGCUGCUCGGGAAGACGCCACCAGUGAUCCCCCGGUGGCUGCGAUUCCCCUGGGAGACAGCAGGGAGAAUUCAGCCCCGGUGGGUUUUGGCGCUGUAGUCACCGAGGGUGGCCGCUAAGUCCCUGUGCAAGGGCAUCUUCCGCACUGCCCACCCUGACUCUGCACCCCCUCUGCCUCCGGCAGGUCCCUCGGGAUUUGCUGCCACCCCUGCUCAGGACCGGCCCCGUCACCGUGUCCAUGCCGGGGACACUGUCAGGACCUCGGGCUGGGGCCUCGGAGGAGAGGCAGGAAAAGCUGUGGUGGGGCGCGGGCGGGGGGUGACACCACCCUCCAAACCCCACCCUGACUCCGGCUUUCCUGGCCCCUCCCCACGGAGCUUCCCUCGCCCUCCGCUUCCCCCGUGGGACAGUAAUUAUGGCAGUAAUUAGGAAGACAAUUAUUCUUGCUGAAUGGGAACAUCUUAAUGUGUUUCUCCCUCCUUUUGGCAGGUUUCACCCCACGCCUGCCCACGGAUACCGGCGGGGCCCUCCCCUGGGAAGCUGAGGCGGCUGCGAGCCGUGUCCCAGCCCCAGGGACACCACCCAGGCACGGUGCCACCGCUGGACCCCCCUGCUGCCAGGGGCAGGGGCUGCCGGAGGGCACAGGACACGGCUCCGCACCGCUGUUCCGCGGGAGGGGGGCGGUGAAGGGGACGGCCCCAAACCGAGAGAGGGUGAUGAAGGAGACGGCAAAGGGACGGAGGAUGGGAAUGGGUGGGAGCAUCACCGUCCGCGGGACCUGCCUUCCACGGCCACAGUGGUAGGCAGCGAAGUGGUACCCACAGGCUCAGCCCUGUGUGUGGGCCCAUCCUGCCUGGUUUGCUCUCUGCCAGAUGUGAGGGAGCAUGGGAGAAAGCGAUGAAGGGGUAUAGCUCUGGCACAGCCUUUCCCCAGGACUUGUACCACAGGGAGCACAGGGAGAGCGCUGCUGCAGCGUGCCGUGUCCCAGCCCUUACCUGGCUGACAGCUGAGGCAGAGCUGGCAGCUUUCCAUGCCUGGGCAUGGCACUAUCAUAAUCCCCGGCAAUGGAGAGGCCAGUGCCAACCUUCCCAUGUCUGUCCUCAACACAGGCUUGUCCUCAGGAGGCUGCAGCAGUCACUGGUGCUGUCCCCAGCCCAGCCUGGGUAUGCUGCUGCCACCCAUCUGGGCUCCCCGAGGGCUGUGCCGGGACAGCUGUCCUGUCCUACCGGUCCCCCCAGCUCCAGGGCUGUGGCCAGGAUGCCACCAGGGAGAGCAGGCCCUGCCCGGGUGUGGCUCGCUACCUGCAUGGCAGGAAUUAGCUGGGUUUAGGCACCAGCCCUGCUCCCUCCGCCCCGCCUGCACACCUUAAAUCCCAGCCCACCACACCCGGGGCCAGACCCGGCCAUCCAGGCCACCAUGGAGCUGCCACCUGGCCGUCUUCUCCUCCUUGCUGCCCUGCUCCCCUUUGCGAGGCGCUCCAGCCCGGCCCCACACACAACUGGACAAGAGCUGGAGAUGGCAAAGCCUGGGUACUGCUACCACAUCUCAGAGGUGGAGGACCGGCUGCACAAGGGCUGUGGCUCCUGCCCCAUGGGUGCCUCCUGUUCACACUGCACCAGCGAUGCCGACUGCCAUGGAGUCACCAAGUGCUGUCCCAGCAAAUGUGGCUACACGUGCCAGGAGCCAGUGUUGGACUUCUGCUACCUGCCCUCAGUCUGUGGGAACUGCAAGGCGCUCUUCCGCCGCUUCUUCUUCAACGCCUCCAGCCAGCGGUGUGAGGAGUUCAUCUAUGGCGGCUGCGGCGGCAACAGGAACAACUUCGAGACCAUGGGCGAGUGCUUCCAGGCCUGUUCCCAUGUCAGUAACUAG